AUGGAUUGGUUCAUGUUGGCAUUCACAACGACCAUCCUCACCUUCAUUCUCGUUCGUGUCCUCCGCGUGUUGGCUCCUGGUCGCACGAGACGUCCCCGAUCGUCGACGCCGGUCGAAUCAUCGUCAGAAAUGAGAAAGCUGAUGGAAAUGCAAAUGCAAAUGCUCGAAAUGAACCGGAAGCAGUGGAGCGAAAUUCAAACAUUCAAUCGGCAGAUUCUCUCGAGCCAAAACAACGCCUUGCCAGAAGAGAAGAGAUCGAAUACUCCGGAGAGCACUGCGCGCGAUCUCGUUAAGACAUCGGUAAGCUGAAUUCCUAUUUUCAGUUUUAUCAAAUUAUUAUUUCAGAAAUAUUCGACGCCAAAUCGCUCAGCCUCGCUGGAGAACUCUUCCGACUCUGCGAACAAGAGCAGCACGACAGAGCACGGAAUGCAGACCGAAGACGUGUUUGUGAGAUGUCGCACGCCGAUCUGCGACCCUUCCGAUAUGCCACAGCUCGAGCAGUAUGGAUCGGCUCCGUUCGACUACGAGUUCGGAGCUCGCCUUCCCCAGCCGUCGUUCUUCGCUAACUACCCGCUCCCAGCCCGUCCGGAUUCUCAGACUCCGGCCGAUUCGUUGGUCGCAAUGCUCAAAGAGAAUAAUCUUCCAUGGGAGUGGUGCCGCACGUUCGACAACAAAUCGUGCGCUUCGCUGGCCCAGCAGGAAAAGAACGAGAUUAUCGGCCAAUGGAUGCAGGAUGUGCAGAAGUGCGAGGAAAUUGUGCAACUAUUGAAUCAGAAGAUGGUUCUGAUUGCCGCUGAGAAUCAUCUCGAGGUGUCGGCGGCGGUGGAGAAGACCAUGAAGCUCGGUCGGAUGGUCGACGAUCUUAUUAGAGACACAAAAAAGGAGAAGACGGUUAAUGAAGAAUCGUCUAUUGCUUCGGAAAUCGCAGAGCUUGCGAUGAAAAUGAAUCCGCAAUGCGUUCGCAAAAUCAGGGACAUCAUUAAGAGUUACGACGUGAGGUUCUGAGCCGAAAUAAACUGUCUAAAAUGCUUUUCAGCCAAACGGAACGCUCACGACGAGGAAUCCCGAAUUGGAGAACAAGUUCCGUAGACAUCUCUCGAGCUCGGGCAGCAGCAGCAACGAUUUUUCAGAGUACAGCUCCAGCAGUCAGGACAGUCGGCGCACUGGCUUCAGCUACAACAGCAGUGGGACCUGUAA
Molecule: messenger RNA, 1197 nt
Organism: Caenorhabditis sp. 36 PRJEB53466
Lineage: Eukaryota; Metazoa; Nematoda; Chromadorea; Rhabditida; Rhabditidae
Source: the annotation of a GenBank genome assembly